Messenger RNA from Oncorhynchus mykiss (rainbow trout), 723 nucleotides. RefSeq names its product mago homolog, exon junction complex subunit (gene magoh). Lineage: Eukaryota; Metazoa; Chordata; Actinopteri; Salmoniformes; Salmonidae. The record is from RefSeq and is a predicted model, not a curated record. Gene Ontology annotation, cellular component: exon-exon junction complex; nucleus; catalytic step 2 spliceosome. Gene Ontology annotation, biological process: RNA splicing.
CGACCAUUCAUAUGCCGUAACAAAAAAAUCGCCACAGCACGCAUGCGUUUUGUGUUUUGCGAAAUAACGUUUAGUUGGAGGUGUGCUUUCGUUGAUUCCGAUUCUCACAGACUCUGUAAACACUGCAUUUGCGGUUUAUAAUGUCAACAACGGACUUUUAUUUGAGAUAUUAUGUCGGGCACAAGGGCAAGUUUGGACACGAGUUCUUGGAAUUUGAGUUUAGACCGGACGGUAAACUGAGGUACGCGAACAACAGCAACUACAAGAAUGACGUCAUGAUCAGAAAAGAGGCCUAUGUACACAAGAGUGUGAUGGAGGAACUGAAGAGGAUCAUAGAUGACAGUGAGAUCACCAAGGAAGAUGAUGCAUUGUGGCCGCCCCCAGACAGAGUGGGCAGACAGGAGCUGGAGAUCGUCAUUGGCGACGAGCACAUUUCCUUCACAACUUCCAAGAUCGGUUCCUUGAUUGAUGUCAACCAGUCAAAGGACCCAGAAGGCCUCCGCGUGUUCUACUACCUGGUUCAGGAUUUGAAAUGUCUCGUCUUCAGUCUCAUUGGACUACACUUCAAGAUCAAGCCCAUCUAAGAGGGGAUGUUUUUUUUCUUUUGGGAAAUGUUUUAAUUUCAUUUUUUGAUUCAUGUAUGAUUACAUUUGUACAUUUGCUUUUGAUCGAUCAGUAUUUUUUAUUUUAAAUAAAUGAUUGGAAAAAUUCCAAAUGUUUUAA